Molecule: messenger RNA, 770 nt
Organism: Polyodon spathula (Mississippi paddlefish)
Lineage: Eukaryota; Metazoa; Chordata; Actinopteri; Acipenseriformes; Polyodontidae
Product: resistin-like
Exons: 4
Coding region: 121-441 (106 amino acids)
Cellular component (GO): extracellular region
Molecular function (GO): hormone activity
Source: RefSeq, a predicted model, not a curated record
GAAUUUCCCUGCUACUGGAUAUGGGCAGUGAAUAGGACUGUGAACACUAUAUAAGCCCACAUUUACCACUGUGCACAAAGAAGAGAGCUGCCCGCCCCUGCCAUAGAGAGUCCUGAGACCAUGAAGAUGAGAGUUGUUGUGUUGCUGGCUGUGAUCGCUAUGUUCUGUGCUGCCGACGCUCAGAAAUGUCCUCUGGAUGAUUUGAUGAGCAGCCUGACCAAAUCUGCGGCCUCUGCAGUGAUGGAGAAAAUGACUCUGUCCUGCAUUGAUGUCUCAGCGAGAGGGAGCCUGGUGAAUUGUCCUGGAGGUUACAAGCCGACAGGCUGCUCCUGCGGCAAUGCCUGUGGCUCCUGGGAUAUCCGCAAUGACCAGACCUGCCACUGCCAGUGUGCAAACCAGGACUGGACCGCUGCACGCUGCUGCAAGAUAGCCAUGAACUAGAAGCCAGGAAACGACGGCAUCAAGGUCUGGAUCUUGAAGCAUUCUGAAACACAAAUGUGGUUUAAAGAUUGGUGUGAGGGCUUUCAGUUUUUAAGCUCCUUCACUUUCUUGGAACUCACUUCCAGCUUUUAUCCAGAAUGCUGAGUAUUUUUAAAUCAAAGCUCAAAACAUGUCUCAUUGAUUUGGCCUUUCGCUAGUGAAUAGUUUGGAGUUCUUUUGGCUUGCUGUGUAUUUCUGUAAAUCGACCUUGGGAUGCUUUCAAAUAACGGACACUGUAUAAGUGAUACUGGAAUAAAAAGGGUCUACAAAAUAAAUACUUUUCUUACUCA